Alnus glutinosa is the source of this 1990-nucleotide messenger RNA. Its product is annotated as glucan endo-1,3-beta-glucosidase 11. Gene Ontology annotation, cellular component: plasma membrane. NCBI's taxonomy places the organism in Eukaryota, Viridiplantae, Streptophyta, Magnoliopsida, Fagales, Betulaceae. The transcript is spliced from 3 exons. The record is from RefSeq and is a predicted model, not a curated record. Gene Ontology annotation, biological process: carbohydrate metabolic process. Gene Ontology annotation, molecular function: hydrolase activity, hydrolyzing O-glycosyl compounds. The coding region runs from base 258 to 1463 and encodes 401 amino acids.
AGACAUUAAUCCAGUUGAAAAGGAAGCCAUUUCAGAUGAAGAAGAGGGGAAACCAAGUCAUUUAAAACCUGCUAAGAGGUAAGAGCCAAAGCCAACAUUGCCAAGGCAAGCUAAAACCCACAAACCCUCCAAACCUACUUCAAACAAGAAAAGAAAGGAAUUCAUAGCAGCAUAUAUACCUAAAACUCUCUAUCUUCCGUCUUUCCUGCUCUGCUUAAAAUUCUUCGACCUCUCUCUCUCUCUCUCUGUGAUCAUCAAUGGCAAAUCUUAAUAGUAGAAUUGCCAUGAUCCAUAUGUUUCUUAUGUUUUCUCUCUACUUUUCAGACUUUGGGUUUUUGGAAGGAGUAACAUCACUUGGGAUCAACUAUGGUCAAGUCGCCAAUAAUUUGCCACCACCCGACAAGGUCCUCGAUCUGCUAAGCGCUCUUAAACUCACAAAAACAAGAAUUUACGACACUAAUCCUCAAAUUUUGACUGCAUUCGCCAACUCCAGCGUAGAACUUGUUGUCACGGUUGAAAACGCAAUGUUAGUUCAGCUAAUGGAUCCACAACAAGCCCUUCAAUGGGUAACCACCCGUAUCAAGCCGUACUUUCCUGCCACCAGAAUCACUGGGAUAGCAGUAGGAAAUGAGAUCUUCACUGGCGGUGAUGAUACCCUAAUGACGUAUCUUGUUCCAGCCAUGGUCAACAUUCAUGGUGCUCUAGUCCAGUUAGGCCUAGACUCGCACAUUCAAGUCUCCACGCCUAAUUCUCUAGCGGUUCUUGAACAGUCCUUUCCGCCUUCAGCCGGGAGUUUCAAAAGCGAGGUCUAUAGUACCAUGUCACAAGUAUUACAGUUCUUGUCAAACACCAAAGCACCCUUUUGGAUCAAUUGCUAUCCAUAUUUUGCUUAUAAUGGUGAUCCGAAUAACAUUUCUUUGGACUAUGUGCUUUUUAAUCCUAACUCAGGAAUGGUUGACCCUACGACCAACCUACACUAUGACAAUAUGCUGUAUGCUCAAGUAGAUGCAGUUCUUUUUGCUAUGGCUAGGAUGGGCUAUGGUGGAAUAGAGGUUCGGGUUUCAGAGACCGGUUGGCCUUCAAAAGGGGACCCCGGUGAAGUUGGUGCAACCAUAGAGAAUGCCGCGGCUUACAAUAGGAAUUUGUUCAGAAGGCAAUUGGAAAAUGAAGGGACACCUUUGAGGCCUAAGAUGAGGCUUGAAGUUUAUUUAUUUGCUUUGUUCAAUGAGAAUUUGAAGCCUGGACCGACUUCGGAAAGGAAUUAUGGUCUCUAUCAUCCUGAUGGAACCAUGUCUUACAAUGUAGGGCUCUCUACCCGAUCAAGUACUUCAUCAACUUCAACGGCUUCCGUUUAUCUUACUUCCUCUGCCAUGAAGGCAGCAAACAUGGAAUGUCAAAGCUUGGUGUACUGGAUGUUUGUGUAUUUGCUGAUCUUCCAAGUUUUAAUGAGAAAACCAUAUUAAGCAAAUUGGGAGUUCAUUUAAAUAUCUCUUUUUGGUAAGAAAACAACGUUAAAGACUUUCAAGCAAACGACCUUAAAGACCCUCCUUUAAGGUUUUGUACAAAUUAACUGCCAAGAAGCUUCCCAACCUUGUUAUGUACGUAUUUCAAACAAGCUAGCCUUUCAUCAAACAAACAAUUAGGACUUCAAUGGGGCCAAGGCAUGCAUCGUCACGCCGUCACGAUCACCGUAAAGCAAUCAUUCCUUUGUUGUUAGCGGUAUAGCCUAAUCUAGAUUUAUUGUUCAACGUACGUAGUUGUUUUUUCUUUUCUUUUCUUUCUUUUUUUAUGUAUCUGGGUUUAUCCAAAAGAGAACCGUUUGAUGUAAGAGAAAAUAGUUUAGAGAGAAUAACUUCAUCGACUGUAUAAUUCGUUGGAAGGAAAGCUCUCUACUUUGGGACGUGGAAUCCAUAUGUAACUGUUAUCAUGCAUGUACAUUAAUUAAUACAUAUAUAUAUAUAUAUGAAGAUUUCUUGGGUUUGCUUCUUAA